This is a messenger RNA of Cannabis sativa, 3718 nucleotides long. RefSeq lists its product as uncharacterized. Bases 250 to 1617 code for a protein of 455 amino acids. The transcript is spliced from 8 exons. The record is from RefSeq and is a predicted model, not a curated record. Lineage: Eukaryota; Viridiplantae; Streptophyta; Magnoliopsida; Rosales; Cannabaceae.
UCUCCAUAGCCGUUGAACUUUACCCCUAUAUCUAUCUAUAUAUAUGUAUAAUUUCAAAUUACUGAGCCAAGUUCCCCAUUCUUACACUCAAUACUCCAUUUUUAAGCUAGGUUAAGCUCCGAUGGCUUACUUCAAACCAUUUCUUAUUUUCCUCUGCUCUUACAGGAUCCAAAGAGCUCGAAUUCCAUGGCUGUUAGUUUUUGAAUUUCUAUUUUGAAUUUAUUUAGGGUGUUAAAGUGAUUAGACGGAAUGGGGAGUAGAGUCCCGGUUCAGCAUUUCGGUAUGAGAUCGGCGAAUUCGUAUAUAUCAAGUCCUCUGCACGAUCUUAACACCGUUGAUACGCGUCCUGCUGCUGAUAUGGAAAUGGAAUCCAUCAGCGAUGUUGAUCGCGAUGCCGUCACCGAAGAUAGCCUCGAAAACGACGAUGAAUCCAAUGCUGUUGAAUGCAUGCAUGAAUCGUACAGGAACCCUUUGCAACUUCACAGCGUCGGAGUUGAUGAAAAGCGUUCUAGUCUUGAGAAUAAUGGGCCUUCACGGGCUCCCUACGGUAUACUGACCAUUGAAGAUGUUUCACCUAUUGAAUCUGCAAGAGCAAGAUUUUUACAAAUUAUUGUCGAUCAUUUUAUCCUCGAUCAUGUAAUUGAAGUUGCUGAUUCGGAGGGUGAUUAUACUGGUCAAUCUAAUCAAGAAAAACUCAAUAAGAGGAAAGGGAGGGAGAUUCAGUAUGAAGGUGAUCCAAGGUUUGCUUUGCCCUUGAUGUAUGUGGCAAACGUAUACGAAACUUUAGUCAAUGAUGUAAAUGUUAGACUAGCUUCCAUAAAUGGUAUUCGUGACAAAACUAUUGGGGUAGCGCUUGAAGCAGCUGGUGGUUUGUAUAGAAGGCUAGCUAAGAAAUAUCCCAAAAAAGGAUCAUGCACGUUUAAAAGAAGAGAACUGGCAACUUCCCUAGAGACUAGGACAAGGUUUCCAGAAUUAGUGAUACAAGAAGAGAAGCGUGUUCGAUUUGUAGUAGUCAAUGGUUUGGAUAUUAUUGAAAAACCAAAUAGCAUUUCUGUGGAUGAUGCUGAGUGGUUUAAACGAUUGACGGGUCGAAAUGAAGUAGCUGUGUCUGCUCAAGACUACAAGUUUUAUUCUCCGAGACAUAAAUUUAGGCGUGUUUCUUCAAGUUCAGUGCCAAACAUUCCUGGUUUACCUAGUUUUCCUGGUAGUGAUAAUUCUUCUGUGUUGACUACUGCUCAAGGAUUCCGUACAGUAAGUGAACCACAAACACAGCAGCAGACUCCCUGCAAGCAUCAUUUACAACCAUUGUUGCAGCAACCUCAAUUUCACCCUGUUCACCAUCACAAUCAACCAAUGCACCAAAGUCAACAUACUCCCCAAUAUUCUCAAAACCAUCAGUGUGGUCCAACCCCACACCUGCCUGAAAUCGGUGCUCACCAUUCGCCAACCUUGUCACAACACAUUGCGUGUUUACAACCUCUCACAGGCCAUGUUGGAGGGCGUUUGCAUGUAUUGGCAUCCAGCCCAGCAAAAUUUUGUGAUGAAUGUGGUGCUCCAUACUUGAGAGAAACCUCUAAGUUCUGCUCAGAAUGUGGUGCUAAGAGAUUGGGAAUAUGAUAUUUGUUUAUUUAGUCUUUGUUUUCAUAAUGCAUGUUUCCUUUUUAAGUUCUAUGUUUGUUUUAUGUAUAUCUUCACUUUGAGUUAGAAAAUGUAAAUAAUCAUUGUUGAUUGUUGUAAAAGUAAACUCUAUAACGUUGUUCCAUAAAAAGAAAAAUAAAAAAACUCUAUAGCAUUAGGACUAUUUUUGUUUUAUAUAAUUAUUAGUUAGUUGUGGAUAAAUGAAUAUCUUAUUAUUAAAUUAAAAAUAAUGGAUAUAGUUGAUGCAUUCAUGAAAUCUCCAUAGUUAAUGCCUAGUUUUUUAUGGGAAGUUUUCAUAGAUAUGGAGUAAUUAUUUUUGAAAAUAUAGAUAUGGUGUAUAAUCUUUGAUAUAUAUAAAUUAUAAUGUGGCAUUACCAUAGAGGAACUUUUAGAAACUAGACUUUUUUAAAUCUAAUACAAUAAUACUAGGGAAUUUUACAAAAAUACUGCUUUUUGACCAAAACUUUACAUUUUUACUGGGACACGGCAAAAACAACUUUUGUACUGCCGAAGCCCAAUUUCAUUACUUUUGUACUGCCCAAGCCCAACAUCAUUACUUUUGUACUGCCCAAGCCCAACAUCAUUUCAUUUCAUUUAUACUGAUAUAUUAUAUAUAGUUUUAUUUUAUUUUUGUGGUCUAACUUCUUAUUAAAAGAUAGGAACACAUCACUGAAAGCAACAACAUGCACUUCAUUAUAUAUAUACACUAACAUAUAUAUUACUUGAAUUUUUACAAAAUAAUGAUUUAUUAAUUUCCCAGAUUUUUUUUUUCAUUGCAUAUUACAUAUUUAUAGUGUCCUCCCCCUUUUUUUUUUUCUUUUAUACUGUCAACAACAAAACAAAAGUAUGAGGCCUCCAUCUUUGACAAUCACAGACAUAACCACCACAACAACACCAGGACACCGGAAAAUAACCAUUAAUUCCGACAAGAAUAAACAAAAGCAGUAAAAUCGACGUCAAUAAAUAAUCAUGGCAAAACAACAGUAAAACAACACUAAAACAAUCAAACAAAACAAAAGAAAAAAAUGAUUAAAAAAAAACAAACAAUCUGCUGCACAACCUCCACACCAGAUGCAAAAUCAACUAUAUUUGCAAGUCUAUACCUAGAAAAUUAUAAAAAAAAAACUACUAAAACAACACUGAAACAACACAAAAACAAAUGAAGCAAAAUAUAACUACUUAGAAAAAGAUAAAAGAAACACACACCUCAAAACUCUCUUGUGAGUGAGCUCGUCAAAUAAAUUGAUCAUGAAAAACAACAGUAAAACAAUACUAAAACAAUACUAAAACAACACAAAAACAAAUGAAGCAAAAAUAACUACUUAGAAAAAUAUAAAAGAAACACACACCUCCAUCUUCCACACUCACAGACAUAACCAUCACAACAACACGAGAACACCCAGAAAAUACCUAUUAAUUCAAAUAAAUAAAUCAUGAAAAACAACAGUAAAACAAUACUAAAACAAUACUAAAACAAAAAAAACAAUAAAAAAAAAUGAUCAAAAAUUAACUAUGUUGUGCACAUCCUCAAUACUAAAUGCACUAUAUUUGCAAGAAAAGUUCUAGAAAAUUAGAACAAAAAAAAACCACACUAAAUCUUAUAUUUUAAAAAAAAACAUAACUAAGAACUUCAAAAAAUUAAAAAAAAGAAGAAGAAAAGAAAAGAAGAUGAAGAAGAAGAACUAAGAACUAUCACCUUCAUGGUCUUCCUUCCCCUCAUCAUCUCAGCCAUAAAAACAUAGCUUUUAUUUGGGUAAUAUUAUAGAUUUGGGAAAAAAAAAAGAAAAAAAAGAAGAAGAAGAAGGUGAAUAGUAGAUAGAUUAGUAAACACAUAAGAAGAGAGAAUAACCACAAAAAAUUUGACCCAAAGACAAUAACUGGAUGUGUUUUUUUUUUAAAAAAAAAAGAAGAAGAAGAAGAAGAAGAACAUAAGAAGAAGAAGAUGAAUAAUUAAAUGGGAUAGUAGGUAUAAAAACGUGGUGUGAAAGAGAGUAAUUGUAUUGAUAUAAUGAUUAAAUUGAAUUAAAAGAAAAGAAAAAAAAAAAAAAAAGCUGCCACAAAUGUGACAAUUCCCAUCACA